AUGAGGACCAUACACAUAUUUACGGCAAUUCUCUGGUAUUUGAGCUGCAGUGAACUGGAAGCGAAAUCUAAAUUACGCUAUCUUUACUACCGCAACAUAACCUAUACCUACAAUCCGAACCACUUUAUGGCUGCGAAUAUCUAUACCACAGAGGAAGAUCAGGCUGUACAGAUCGAGGUUGCCAUAUCGCAUAAUAUCACCAAAGAUAUUUGGAUGGAAUUUGUAGUCUCGAUGAAACCGUUCAAUGCUGACAAAUUUCAAAACGUUUUCAAUUUCAAUUUGAAUGGCUGUACCCUGCUGAAACGUUCCUCCGGACCAGGUGGCUUCGAUGUUGUAAAGAAAUGGACAACGAAUUUAUUGAAUUCUGGCACUUCACCUAUAUCUUGUCCGGUCAUGAAGAAUAAUUAUACGUGGACAAUACUUCCGUCGAGAAGAUAUGGAGUUUACAUUCUACAAAUGGAAGGAUUUUAUCGUUUGAUUUUCAAUGUGUAUUUGAAGCGUUCCAAGCGUACCGAACUGUUGAUGAAUACGAGCACUAUUUCUGAACUCAUUUAUAAAUACAAAUAA
Bactrocera tryoni is the source of this 567-nucleotide messenger RNA. RefSeq lists its product as uncharacterized. The transcript has 3 exons. Lineage: Eukaryota; Metazoa; Arthropoda; Insecta; Diptera; Tephritidae. Bases 1 to 567 code for a protein of 188 amino acids. The record is from RefSeq and is a predicted model, not a curated record.